Arabidopsis arenosa is the source of this 4345-nucleotide messenger RNA. The record is from the annotation of a GenBank genome assembly. NCBI's taxonomy places the organism in Eukaryota, Viridiplantae, Streptophyta, Magnoliopsida, Brassicales, Brassicaceae.
AAAAGAAUCAUCGUUUUCGAUUGUUCCACCAACGAUAAUUCUCCAAUGGCGCCCUCCGGCACCGUCGCCGAUCCUCCGCCAUCGUCAACCACCAAUUCAUUCAAUUCCGGCGACACAGGAGAGAAUGAUAUUCGGCCAUUUUUUGUACUCCACAAGGCUUCUUCGUCUGGGAGUAAUCUCAAUGGGAAAUUAACUGGGAUUGUGAAAAGCAAGCGGAGGAUCGAAUCACCUUCACCUAAAAUUGCUAAGAGAUCUGAAGUCGAAAGUGUGGAAGAAGAAGAUGGCCAGUUUUUCUCAACUCUUCGCUUUAAAGUUUUCGAGACUGUCUGGUCGAAAAUCGAGAAGACAAUUGAAGACGUUCUGCGGAAUUCGAACUCCAAAGUAUUUAGUGGGAUUCAUGAUUGGAUACGGGAAUCAUUUGAGUCGAUCAUAUCAUCUGGAGCACUUAAGUUAUCGGAAGCAGUUCGAUCUUAUCCUGUUUUAACUCAGGCUUCUUCUAAGCAAUUGCCUACUGCUAUGGUUCUUACAAGGAACCUGGAAAUGGUUGAUGAUUUAUUGACAUUUGAAGAACUGGAGUUGCACUUGAAGUCUCAAGGAUGCCAUGUGGCUAAGCUUUCAUCUAUGGACUUCUCAGCCAAGAGUGGCGUAGGAGGUUGCCUUAGAGGUUUGUUACGCCAGUUUGUGAUGCCAACCGUAGAUGUGGCUGAUGUGACCAUUCUCGCAUCAUGGUACCGAGAAAACAAAAACCAUGAGAAUCCCGUGGUUAUAAUUGUGGAUGAUACAGAGAGAUGCUGUGGGCCUGUACUGUCGGAUUUAAUUCUUAUAUUAAGCGAAUGGGCAGUCAAAGUUCCAAUUUUUUUGAUAAUGGGUGUGUCCACAGCACAUGAUGCGCCUAGAAAGAUAUUAUCAGUGAACGCGCUGCAAAGACUUUGUGCUACUAGGUUCACUCUGAGUUCUCCGGCCGAAAGGAUGGAUGCAGUUCUCAAGGCUGUUUUUUUGAAGCCGUGUUCUGGGUUCACUGUUAGCCAUAAGGUGGCACUUUUUAUGAGAAGCUACUUUUUGUGUCAAGAUGGAACACUGACAUCUUUUGUUAGAACUCUCAAGAUAGCCUGUCUACAGCAUUUCUCAUUAGAGCCUUUAAGCAUCAUGCUUGAGCACUUUUGUCAUGAUGGUGUUAAUCAGCUAUCAGGUGAAGGUACUGGACUAUUGACAGAAGCAACAAUGAAACAUGCCUUUGACUUGCCAUCUGUGACGAGGAAUAAAAUUACUCGGAGUACUUUUGAAAUGCUACCUCAUUUUUUGAUGGACUUGCAAAGGAUGCCAAACCCCUGGAGCAUAGUAGUUUUGUGCAUAUAUGAAGCUGGAAAGUUUGAUAAACUUCGAUUGCUAGACAUAUUCUGUGAGAUACUUGACCCAGAAGCACGUUACUUGAAAUACUUUUCACCUUCGGAAAUCGUUAGCUCUCAGAGUCACAAUUCAGGAAGUAACAAUGUUAUCAGACGGGUUUUGUGCAAGCUCAGGGAUCUUUCACCUUCACAGCUGUCUAGCAUGUUGAAAAGUUGGGAAAAUCUCACUACGGAGUUCAGUGAGAUCAAUGACAAAGUAAUGGAACUGCAUCCGUUCAUGAGAUCCGUGGAAGCAGCUGGUCAGAGACAAGGACUUCCUAACAGCCCAAAAAAGCAUGCAUCUCGAAGCCAUUCAAAGCUUGAAAAGGAGCUUAAAGCCAUGACUGAUAAGGUUGCCACAGUGAUAGAAUUCAUGCUAAGGGAAUAUAUGAAGCCAGUUGAGAGUGUUCCUUUCCACGAAAUUUUGUGUUUCAAGAAUGUCGAUAAACUUCAAUCUGCUUUACUUGGAGACCCGAGAGGUAGGAUCCAAUUAGAUCUACUAGAAUCCCACAAUAUCCUCCACUGUGUGUGCUGCAGCCAGAGAGGCACAACUCUGCUGCCUUCCAUGCAUGAUACAUCGAUUUUGUACACGCUGGCGCAAGAGCACGCUGAUGUCAUUAACCUCCAUGACUGGUAUCAAUCUUUCAAGACGAUACUUAUUCCCAGGAGUAGCAAGGCUAAACAAAAAUCUAAGUCAUCUUCAAAAUCGAAGAAAAGGAAGGAUAUAUGCGAAGAACCAGAAGCACCCGCUGAAGCUUUAAUUCAAGCUCGAUUCUGCAGAGCUGUAAUGGAGCUUCAGAUUGCAGGACUUAUCCGCAUGCCUUCAAAAAGACGUCCAGAUUUUGUGCAAAGAGUGGCUUGCGGCGCAAACGAGGCCAACGUAAAUUGCCUGAAGACAAUAAAAUCCCAAGUUGAAGAUCCCAAUAAUUACUUGUCCAGUUGGGACUUUGGCGACGAAACUACUAAAGGGUUUAUCUGCAAAUUCAGUGGUGUCACUUGCUGGCAUGAUGAUGAGAAUAGGGUUUUGAGCAUUAAACUUCCUGGUUAUGGUCUCAAAGGAGAGUUUCCUCUUGGAAUUAAGGAAUGUUCUGAUCUGAUAGGUCUGGAUCUUUCUAGAAACAACUUCUCUGGUCCUUUACCAUCCAACCUUGCGUCUUUGAUUCCACUUGUUACAAGUCUCAACCUCUCUUACAAUAGCUUUUCCAGUAAAAUCCCUGCCAGUUUAUCAAACAUUACCUUUCUGAACACUCUUAUGCUUCAGCAUAAUCAGUUCACUGGUCAGCUUCCUCCCGGGCUAGCGUCACUUCAACGGCUCAAAACGUUCUCAGUGGCGGACAACCUUCUUACCGGUCCUGUCCCAAAUUUCACGGAAUCCGUGAACAUUGGACUGGAUAGUUUCGCUAAUAACAUGGAUUUGUGUGGUCCGCCUUUGGAUGCUUGCGUUGAUCUGGAAGAAGAAAAGAUCCGGUCAGGGAAGAUGGGCGCAGCAAUUGGUGCGGCUUUAUUUGGACCACUAACCACAAGCUAUCCUCUCUCCACAAAGUCUAGAUGGAUCGUGGACGAGAAAGGCCAAAGAGUGAAGCUAGCAUGCGUGAACUGGCCGGCUCAUCUCCAGCCCACGGUGGCCGAAGGGCUAAGCAAACAACCAUUAGACUCCAUCUCCAAGAAGAUUGUCUCAAUGGGAUUUAACUGUGUUAGGCUUACUUGGCCUCUUGAUUUGAUGACUAAUGACACAUUGGCUCUUAAUGUUACGGUUAAACAGUCUUUCGAAAGCUUGAAGUUGUUUGAAGAUGUUCUUGGGAUUCAAACUCACAAUCCCAAAUUACUUCAUCUUCCCCUUUUCAAUGCAUUCCAGGAAGUGGUGUCGAACCUAGGACAAAACGGUGUAAUGGUGAUACUAGACAACCAUUUGACAACGCCAGGCUGGUGCUGCGGCGACAAUGACCUCGACGCCUUCUUUGGCUACCCUAAGCAUAUGCCACAAGGAGCAGAAGCAGUGCACGCCGCAAACCCUAAAUUACUAGUCAUCCUCUCCGGCAUCGACUUCGACACAAACCUCUCUUUCCUCCGUGACCGUUCCGUCAACGUCAGCUUCACCAACAAACUCGUCUUCGAGCUCCAUUGGUACAGUUUCUCCGACGGCAGAGAUUCGUGGAGAAAACACAACUCUAACGAUUUCUGCGUCAAAAUCAUCGAAAAGGUUACACACAACGGAGGAUUCUUGAUUGGGAGAGGCUUUCCUUUGAUCUUGACUGAGUUUGGGACUGACCAGAGAGGCGGUGACAUCAGCGGAAACCGGUAUAUGAAUUGUUUGGUGGCUUGGGCGGCCGAGAAUGAUUUGGAUUGGGCGGUUUGGGCGUUAACCGGAGAUUAUUAUUUGAGAACCGGUAAAACGGAUUUAGAUGAGUCUUAUGGCCUUUUGCAGGCCAAUUGGAAAGAUAUCAGAAACUCUACUUACUUGCAAAAACUCUCCGGAAUCCAACAUGCCUUUAAAGGACCGGGAUUGCGACCCAACAACAACCUUCUCUUUCAUCCAUCAACAGGACUCUGCGUCACCAAUAAUGCCUCAGACAAUUUACUCACACUUCGAUUGGGACCAUGCCCUAAAUCCGACCCAUGGACCUUUAAUCCCCAAGAAGGCAUUCUUUGGGUCAAUAAAAUGUGCGUGGAAGCUCCAAACGUUGCUGGACAAAAGGUGAAGCUUGGAGUUGGCACAAAGUGUUCUAAGUUGGGACAAAUCUCAGCUACUAAGAUGCAUUUGUCGUUCAAGACAAGUAAUGGUUUGUUGCUAUGUCUUGACGUGGACGAACGUGACAACAGCGUCGUCGCUAACCCUUGCAAAUGUUUGACCAUGGAUGCUUCAUGUGAUCCAGCGAGCCAAUGGUUCAAAGUUCUUUGAAUUCUAUUUUCCAUGUUUUAUUAUUGAGAAAAUGUAGUUGUAAUCAAGACUACCAUUUGAG